Gadus macrocephalus (Pacific cod) is the source of this 5494-nucleotide messenger RNA. RefSeq names its product sorting nexin 27a (gene snx27a). NCBI's taxonomy places the organism in Eukaryota, Metazoa, Chordata, Actinopteri, Gadiformes, Gadidae. Gene Ontology annotation, biological process: signal transduction; intracellular protein transport. The coding region runs from base 262 to 1947 and encodes 561 amino acids. Gene Ontology annotation, molecular function: phosphatidylinositol-3-phosphate binding; protein binding. The record is from RefSeq and is a predicted model, not a curated record. The transcript is spliced from 13 exons. Gene Ontology annotation, cellular component: early endosome.
UUAAAACUUUUGGUUAAAUUGCUAGAACCCUAAAAAAUGUACUCGCGGGGAAAGUUCCCGCGAUGCCUCAGAUUGCAACGUUAUUUCGGUGAAGUGACUGUGCGGCUGGGUUGUGUCUCGUGAUGCGACUGAGAGCGGGGGGGGGGGUUUAACAACGGCGUCGGUCUGGAGAAGCUGAGCCUGAGACACAGAGAGAGCGUGUGUUGUUUUGAAAUUGCUAGAAGACACGGAGUGGAGGGGUGGUUAGGCCCUGUUUAAAAGAUGGCGGAUGUAGAAGGCGAUGAAAUCCAGUCGGCUCUCACUCCAGCAACCCUUAACGGACCUGAUGUCGGUACCGCGGGUCAGAAUGUAACCACGCUGACGUCAGGUCCAAGGGUAGUGAGGAUUGUCAAGUCGGAAUCUGGCUAUGGUUUCAAUGUUCGUGGUCAAGUGAGCGAAGGAGGACAACUGCGAAGCAUCAAUGGGGAAUUGUAUGCCCCCCUUCAGCAUGUCAGCGCUGUUUUACCCGGGGGUGCAGCAGACCGGGCUGGGAUAUCGAAGGGUGACAGGAUUCUUGAAGUAAACAGCGUGAGCGUUGAGGGGGCCACGCACAAGCAGGUGGUGGACCUGAUCCGGGCGGGGGAGAAGGAGCUGGUGCUGGCCGUGCUGUCGGUGCCGGCCCAGGAGGCAGAGGGGCUGGAGGCCGGCGACGAGGGCGCCAUCAACCCCACCUACGACUACGGGGACAAGCAGGCGGUGCCCAUCUCGGUGCCGAGCUACAAGCAGGUGGAGCAGCACGCCGAGAGGUUUGUGGUGUACAACGUGUUCAUGUCCGGCAGACAGUUGUGCUCCAAGCGCUACCGAGAGUUUUCCAUCCUCCACCAGAACCUGAAGAGGGAGUUUGCCACCUACAGCUUCCCCAAGCUGCCCGGGAAGUGGCCCUUCUCCCUCUCGGAGCAGCAGCUGGACGCACGGCGCCGGGGCCUGGAGGAGUACCUGGAGAGAGUCUGUUCAGUGCGGGUGAUCGGGGAGAGCGACAUAAUGCAAGAGUUCCUCUCUGAAUCUGAUGAGAAUUACAACGGCGUGUCAGACGUGGAGCUACGAAUAGCGCUUCCAGACAAGACUACAAUCUCUGUUCGAAUACGCAAGAACAGCACCACAGACCAGGUCUACCAGACGUUGAUGAUGAAGGUGGGGAUGGACAGUAUCAUGGCCAGCUACUUCGCCCUCUUUGAGGUCAUCAACCAGUCGUUUGUGCGUAAGCUGGCGCCCAACGAGUUCCCCCACAAGCUGUAUGUGCAGAACUACACGUCGGCAGUGCCGGGCACGUGCCUCGCGCUGCGCAAGUGGCUGUUCAGCACGGAGGAGGAGGAGCUGCUGCGCGACAACCUGCUGGCCCUGCACUACUGCUUCUACCAGGCGCUGGACGAUGUGAAGAAGGGAUUCAUCAAGAUGGAGGACAACUCCUACCAGCUGCAGAAGCUGGCAGAGCAGCGCAAGAUGACUGCGUACCUGAGCCUGCUGCGCUCCUGCGAGGGCUACAACGAGCUGCUCUUCCCCCACUGCUCCUGUGACUCCCGGAGGAAGGGCCACGUCAUCACGGCCAUCAGCAUCCAGCACUUCAAGCUGCACGCCUGCACCGAGGACGGCACGCUGGAGAACCAGGUGAUCGCGUUUGAGUGGGCUGAGAUGCAGCGGUGGGACACGGAUGAGGAGGGCGUGGCCUUCUGCUUCGAGUACGCCCGGGGAGAGAAGAAGCCGCGCUGGGUCAAAAUCUUCACGCCCUAUUUCAACUACAUGCAUGAGUGCUUUGAGCGAGUCUUCUGUGAGCUGAAGUGGCGGAAGCAGGUGGAGGAGGAGGAGUCGGACAAGGACAACAAGAACUGCACUGACAGUGAGUACCUGCCUCCCCUCAAGACGCAGCAGAAGGGAUGGCGCCACCUAGGGGGCGAGAUCGCCACCUCCUAAAAAAACAAAACAAAACCAACAACAUAAGAAAAGAAAACGACAAACCCCUGAACUUAAUCGCCAUGGGAACUAGAACCUCUCCAUUCAAGCUAUUACUGCUGUCACAACCCCCCCACCCCCCCUUCCCCCUCCUCAUCUGCAUCGUCAGACACAAAGGACGUCACGAUGGGUUUUGCAGAGACGGCAAUUGAAUGAAAAACAACCAGAAGGGAGGACAACCGAGAGGACACCCUUUGUAUGAUCUAUUGCUGCGGGAGGGGUCUUACUCACACCCAGCCCGCGGCCGUGAAGCAGGCACGCAAGCAGGAAACGCAUCAGAAGGAAGCCUAGACGGAGGCAGAAGGGGAAUAAUACUGGCUUUGUCAUUUUGAAAAAAAUGGAGGACCCCUCCACCCCCGGCUCAUAUCUUCUCCACUAUUUCCAUUUAUGCAUCAAAUAACAUGAUGGGACGGACGAGAAUUAUGCAAGCAGCACACAGUUCACCUACUCUACACUUCAGAGAGACGUGCCCAAGGCAGUGUCCCAGUGCAGCGCCGCUGGCCGCUGCAGAGGAGCGGUCGCCCCAGGCCGACUGGUCCCCGGUUCCCCCAGGAACACGUCCACAACGGUCGCUUCGCCAGAAAACCGUUUUUUGUUUUUAAUAUUUUUUUGAUUAAAAUUCCCACAAAAUAAUGAAUAACGGAAUCGAACGGCACUGUAAGGGUGGCUGCUUCGUCUCCUACAGCCCGCCCUACCCACCCAUCCGCCGUGUCUGUCCCCCUGUCCCUUUGGGUGUCUGUCUGCGGUCGACUGGUGUACACACAAUGUAGAAGCAUAUGCUUAGGUUUGAGUCAACGUCAUCAGUUGAGUAAAGUGUUUUACUUUUCAUUUAGUGGUGCAGGGGAGGGCCGGGAGCUGUCUGUAAUUAUUCUUUCACGUGACCGUUGUAGUCCUAAAAUGAGCGUAGAGGCUGCUGAUCAAUGUCGAUUCGGCUGCGGUUACCUCAACGCGCCAGCAGAGGGCAGUGUGUGAACGCAAACGGUUGCCCUGUCGUGCCGGCUGUCAACCCACACAGUGGACUUAUGGUGAGGUCAUUUUCCACCGUGCCAUUGACGUCUAAGCCCCCCGGCCCCUCACAGUAGUACCGCUCCACCGGAGCCAGUCUUCUCUCCCAACUAUUUAAACGUGAGAGCAGGGAAAAGGCAAACACGGCAUUGAGGCCCGACAGCAGACUGCUACGGGGGUCCUCCACUCACAGGUUGCAGUAUUAGGUGUGUGCGCGUGUUUCCGCGUGUCUCCAGGGGGAGGCCAGGAGCGAUUCUUGUUUUACCUUCAGUCAACGCAUGUCGUUUUUUAGUGUUUGUUCGUUUUGUUUGAAUGUAAAUACAUUGUAAGUGUAUUUCGAUAAUUUUGAAAGACGGCAUACAUUUUACCUUUUACAUUAAUUUGGACAUGCUCGCUCUCUCGUAGGCUAGCUCCGUAGAGCGCUGUAUGCCUCGUCUGCGUUGAGAGUAUUAAUAGUUGUGGGAGGACGGAUGGAUGCAGUGUCUUUAAUAUAUUAAGUGUUCUAUUUAAUUCCAUAGUGCUUUAUUUAUCCAGCGUCGCGCAGUCCUAAUCAAAAACGAAAAUAAACAACUCGCACUUAGUCUCCGAAAAUAACGAAUGAAUAAUUCAGGUUAAACUCAUCUUGGUUUGCGUCUUUUUGUUUUUAAUGUCACAUUUCAGAAUGAGUUAAUCAACACAUUAUGGUAAACAUAUUAUACAUUCUAUAAAAAAAAGAAAUAUGGUAUAAUUUUGUAUUUAAAUUGUUUUAUUUUCUUAAUGUUCUAUAUAUAUAUGUACUUUGUUUAUUUCAUUACCUUUUAUUUCUGUACCAGCAUUGCACCCUGCUUUGUGGCCCUAACGAGUCUGUUAAAGCCAGCCGAGGUGUGUGUGUGUGUGUGUGUGUGUGUGUGUGUGUGUGUGUGUGUGUGUGUGUGUGUGUGUGUGUGUGUGUGUGUGUGUGUGUGUGUGUGUGUGUGUGUGUGUGUGUGUGUGUGUGUGUGUGUGUGUGUGUGCUCCUGAUCUCUGUCUGUGCGUGUCUCUCUCCUUCAUACUUCUGUCUUUGGCCUCUGCUGUGAGGGGGAUGCCAAGGCAGCAUUUUCUACAAUGCCUGUGCAUCCCCCUCGCUCUGUCCCCCUCCCUUCUGGAACCCAGGGUCUUUAGGGGGAGCGGGGGCUGGGAGCGGUAAAUGAUAUAGCAAUACAAACUAUGUCAUAGUCUCCUGUUGGCUGUUUGUCACGCCGCAUGCCAGAAGCCACCUUGCUGAGAUUAAGCUCCAUCGCACUCUUGCUGACGGCCAGAGGAUGAAUGAAGGAGUCUGCGUAAAAAAGCUGUCGGUUGAGAUUAUGCAUCUCGGUCGCUUUUUCAUUUUUUUUUCCGCUUUCGUUGUCGGUCCAAUACACGUCCAUGCGGCUCUUGUUGUCAUCUCCUGGCAUCAUCCUCUGCCAUCCACAUCAAAGCCUAGAUUUUUCUGCCACAUUGGUUUGCGCACACAAUGUCGCAGCGUGUGCUCAUGCAGGCACACACGGUUCUGGCGCCAAUCGUUUAGGGGAUUUCCUUUUUGGGGGUGUUAUUGUCCUAGUAACGGGGCAGCCAGAACGAGAGGCCAACAGCGUCGGCACACGCGUCACCGUGGCAUCACCCCUGUGUGCGCCACGACACGCAUCACACUCAACCCUCGACUGCGCGUCUGAGAAUUCCUUUUUUAUAAAUGUUAACUCAUCUCUCCUUUUUGCAUCAACACCACCACCCCCCCCCCCCCCCCCCCGACGGUAUAUAGUCCGCCAGCAGCCACUAUGUGUUUAGGUUAGCUUCUGCGUUGACCUUGCAAACGCAUGCUGUUUUCGCUUCAAGGGCAUUCGAGCAACAGGCUUCUCGCUCUUUUUCUGGACUGAAGCGUGGUGCCGCUGACUAACACGGAGGACGUAGCCAGGUGGGGCUUUUCCAGUGGUUCGCUCGCUCUAAUUAAUUCGCUUUUCAGCAGCACACAAGGCUUGGUCCGUGGCAAGUAGGCAGCGACAUUAGUUAACAAAAAAGGUUGACAGAACUGAAGAAAAAAAAGCUGUAUGUCUUUGUGCUUGGCAUAACUUGUAAAUUAUUGUUAAAGAUUUGAAUAUAUUCUUUGGGUAAAAAAUGCACUCUUGGUUCUCUGUCUCAAAAUGUUAAUUUAUUUCAGCAGAGUUUUAGGGAUAGGCAGAAAUCCUAGUGUAGUUUUUUUGGGUGGGGGUGGGGAGGGGUCCGUCAAUCAUCUGUGUGUGUGUGUGUGUGUGUGUGUGUGUGUGGAAGGUGGUUGUUGGGUUGGUUACAUGGAGACGAGCUAUGUGAGAGGAAAAUCAAGUGUCAUAGUUAGUCAACGGUCUAAAGACGUGAAUUAAAAGCUGAUGCAGAUACAGAGAGUUUUAUAUCGGUCAAAAAUGAAUGACGGUUUACUAACCAAUCUAUGAAAAAAUAAGAAAUUGUCUAAAAAAUGUCAUGUAGAGUAAUAAAUUGUAACAUUAUUUUAAAUAAAGUUAUAUAUUGAAGAAAA